AUGUCCAAGCUUCCAACAAGUCCUUUGGGAAAGAAUGGUCCUCUCGUCCCUAAGAUGGGGCUUGGCUGUAUGGGUUUAAGCAUAUGGUACGGCGAAGGCGAUAUUCCCGAUGAAACUCGUCUCAAAUUCCUCGAUGGAGCUCAUGAGCUUGGCGAGACUUUCUGGAUUACUUCAGACAGAUACGGAGACAACGAAGCUCUCCUCGGAAAGUGGUUCAAACGCACCAACCUCCGCUCCUCCAUCUUCCUCGUCACCAAAUUCGGCUAUGUCCCCGGAAACCCACUCGAUUUCCGUGUCUUACGCACUGAUCCCGAAUACGUAAAGCAAGCAUGUGCCAGAAGUCUCCAAGUCUUAGGCGUCGACAAGAUCGACCUUUACAUGGCUCAUCGCAUCGACGACGUGACUCCUAUCGAGAAGACAGUGGAAGCUAUGGUUGAGCUGAAGAAAGAGGGAAAGAUUGAUUACAUGGGGUUCAGUGAGAUUUCUGCUGCGUCCUUGCGAAGAGCUUGUGCUGUGCAUCCUAUCACUGCUGUUGAGGUCGAAUAUUCGCCUUUUGCGCUGGAUAUCGAGUCCGAGCAGAUCAACCUGUUGAAGACGUGCAGAGAGUUGGGUGUUGCGGUCAUCGCUUAUAGUCCUCUCGGUAGAGGACUGUUGACUGGACAGUACAGAUCUCUCGAGGAUCUCGACCCAAAGGAUGCGAGGAGGAUCAUGCCGAGAUUCAGCGCGGAGAAUUUCCCCAAGAAUUUGAAGCUCGUGGAGGAUUUUGAGAGGUUGGCGAAGAAGAAGGACUGUACGUCAGGACAGCUAGAUCUCGCAUGGUUGAUGGCGCAAGGAAGCGAUAUAUUUCCUAUUCCUGGAACGAAGAGGGUGGAGCGUUUGAAGGAGAAUCUUGGGGCGUUGGAUGUGAAGUUGACCGAGGAAGAAGUCAAGGAGAUUCGGACUUCGGUCAAUGCUGCUGGCAUCUAUGGAGCACGCUAUCCUGAUGCACAUCUUGCGGUAUGUUUCAGAGACAGUCCUCCUUUGGUCUGA
This is a messenger RNA of Mollisia scopiformis, 1029 nucleotides long. RefSeq names its product Aldo/keto reductase. Bases 1 to 1029 code for a protein of 342 amino acids. The record is from RefSeq and is a predicted model, not a curated record. Gene Ontology annotation, cellular component: cytoplasm. NCBI's taxonomy places the organism in Eukaryota, Fungi, Ascomycota, Leotiomycetes, Helotiales, Mollisiaceae. The transcript has 2 exons.